AUGACAGCGAAGAAGGAGGAAGAGGAGAAGGAGGAAGAGGAGGAAAAGGAGGGGGAGAGGAGGGUGUAUGAGCGAUUCGCAGUGACAGCGAGCGCUGCUCGCCGACCGGCGGCGACCUUCGUUGCGGCUGCUGCUCCUCUCUGUCUCUCUCUUUCCCUCUUUUACGCACGCGGCGCUCCCAAUGUACGCGUGUUAAGAUUCAAGUCGGCGAUCGUUCCCCAGCGGGAAAACCAGGUUAUUAUCUCGCCACCGCGGCGACGGUGGCGAACGAGCGACGACGACGACGAUGACGGUGCCUCGUCGCCGUCCUCGUGGUCCCCGUCUUCCUUCUUUCUCUCUCCGUCUCUCUCGUCCCGGUCGUGCCUGUCUCACUCCAGGCUGCCUCCCACUACCGUUGUUACUACUACUAUUACUACGGACACCACCGGCGACGGUACCGGUAUCACUACUAUUACUACCACCACCGGCGACGGCGGCGGCGGCGGCGACGACGACGACGGUCACGUCGACGGUAGCGGCGACGACGACGACGAUGACGGUGGUGUUUCACUCACUCGCGGCAACUCACCACCACCACUGCCACCACCACCACCACUACCACCACUGGCACUUGCACCGGCACGACGGUCACCACGACGACGGCGACGACGGCGGCGACGGCGACGGCGACGGCGGCGUAUACGACGACGACGGGGGAACGUCCCCGGCGGCGCACCCGUGUUUUCCCCUCAACGACGGCGGCGUCUAUGCAGCGCCGCUGCUCCUGGCGGGGCUCGACGACGCCAGCGACGCAUCAACGCGCGUCUACGCGCACGCACACGAGCCCCUCGCGCCGCCUCUGUCGUUCUCCGACUACUCCGUUUGCUUUCUGCUGUCUGUUGUCCGCUCCGCACGGUUGCUCAAUGCUCCUUUCUCCGUUCUUCGUCUUCUUCUUCUUCUUUUUCUUCCCUCACCUUCCUUUUCGCGGUCUUCCUCUCGCCCGUUACGGCCUCGUAUCUCUCUCACGCGCACGCACGUUUCGCCCCGAGUGCGAACUGCGAGUUCGUCGAGGCGCACUAUGCGAAUCUUCCCGUGUUGUAUGUGUGGGUGUGUGUGCGCGUGCGUGUGUGUGCACGUUAUGUAUGUAUCGCACACGUUUCGCCUUUCCCGACGAGCACGACGUCGAUGUAA
Molecule: messenger RNA, 1170 nt
Organism: Trachymyrmex septentrionalis
Lineage: Eukaryota; Metazoa; Arthropoda; Insecta; Hymenoptera; Formicidae
Exons: 5
Coding region: 1-1170 (389 amino acids)
Source: RefSeq, a predicted model, not a curated record